AUGUUUCAGUGGCGCCCGUACUCGGUCCACCUGACAGACAACUACGAUGAGGACGAGCUGUGGGGAUUGUCUGGCUCCAUCGUCGACAACAUAACGGCUUCCAUGGGACUGCGGUACAAGUACAAGGCCCCAAAGGACAAUAUGUGGGGCUACAGGGUUCCCAACGGAACCUGGACAGGCAUGCUUGGGGACCUGCAGAGAAACGAAAGCGAACUCGCCGUGGGUCCAUUUCUCAUCACCACAGUCAUUGAUGAGGAAUUCUUGUUCGGCUCUGUGUUCCUUGUGGACAACUUGCGCUUCCUGGCUGGCCUCAAACAGCCCUUCUUCAGCGCUGUCUUCAGCAGGGUCUCCCCUUUCGACAUUGAGCUGUGGGUGCUGGUGGGUGUGGCCCUCUUGUUGCUGACCUACAUAAGCGUCAAGCUGGUCAGGCUGCCACGUAUCGAGCAUAAUAAAGGCUUCCUGCGGACGUACGGAGAUAUCUUCUUCAUCUACUUCGCCGCCACCAUGCAGAAACACUCACCAACGGAGCAAGUGAGUGGGGGCGCAGUGUUCCGCGGCCUACACUGCCUCUGGCUGGUGGGCAGCUUUUUUGCCAUGAACUUCUUCACGGCCAGCAUGCGCGCCGACCUGCUCGUCAAAGUCGAGGCACCACGCAUACGCACGACUGCCGACGUGCUGCGAAAUCCCAACACACGCAUCCUGCUGUUCGGCAGCGCUGGCUUCACCGAACUAUUUCUGUACACGGACGAAGCCUCGUACUCGGCCGUGUACGAUCAGGUGCGACGCACCAGCGGCGAGCUCCAUCCGUCCGAGAUAUACACGGACAGCAACUUUCGUGACGUUCUCGCACAAAAGACCGUCAUGCUUCAGGAGGAGAAGGGCACGAUGGAGGACCAGAUUCGGCGCAAUUGUCCCGCCUACAUGGGAAGGGGCUUUUUCUACUUCAGCGAAGAGUCAUUGGGAUUGCUGGUCCUAUCAUGGGUGACCCGCAAAGACUUCGACCCCAUAAUUCAUCGCGAGAUGAACUACAGGAUCCGCUGGUUGGUGGACACCGGAAUGGUGCAGCUGUUCAUGCGCGACGUGUCCCCAGGACCCACUGCGUGUUGGCUGCAACAAGGUCACAAAAGCGACAUGGACAGGCGCAUGCUCGGAUUCGAGGACCUCGAGUCCGUGUUUGUCCUAUACGCGCUGCUACUGCAGUUGGCACUCGCUGCCUUCAUCAUCGAGUGCCUUGGCGCUGCCUACGCCAGAGGCUGUGGUCGGUUCUGCCACGCUAUGAAACGCAGAUGUUUCUAG
Molecule: messenger RNA, 1296 nt
Organism: Dermacentor albipictus
Lineage: Eukaryota; Metazoa; Arthropoda; Arachnida; Ixodida; Ixodidae
Product: glutamate receptor U1-like
Cellular component (GO): membrane
Molecular function (GO): ligand-gated monoatomic ion channel activity
Source: RefSeq, a predicted model, not a curated record